CGCUCCUCCUCUUCCGAGCGGGGUCACGGCCCUACCCGUGCGAGCGCGUUUUCUGAGAGUGGAGGGUGCACGGCAGGUCAGGGCAGAUCCAGGCCCGGCACCAUGUCCCGGAACCUGCGCACGGCGCUCAUUUUCGGUGGCUUCGUCUCUCUGAUCGGCGCCGCUUUCUACCCUAUCUACUUCCGGCCCUUAAUGCGGCUGGAGGAAUACCAGAAGGAACAAGAAGCAAAUCGCGCUGGUAUUGUUCAAGAAGAUGUGCAGCCACCAGGGUUGAAAGUGUGGUCUGAUCCAUUUGGCAGGAAAUAAGAAGGAUACCACCAAUUCUGAUUACGAAAGUAGACAUCAUCACGUUUUCAGCUCUGCAGCAAGUACAAUAAAUCAUCUGGCUCUAGAAGGAUGGCCGGAGAAGAACGCUGCAGUGCCAUAGAAAGAGUACUGUGCACGAGGAUUAAUAUUUCCCUUCUUAGGUAUCAAAAGAACCCUGGAACAAAUCACACCAUUAGGAAGGUUUUCAUGAUCCAGUUUACUUUCUAAAAAUGAAGCUUUUUCACCCAGCUGUGUUUGGAAGAGAGCUGCUUAUUAUUCAGGCUCUGCUUCUUACCCAACUGAGCGGUGGUAGGAAUAUAAGCAACCAGUAGAGUUGGGAAGAUUCUAGUCUGUCUUGCCAUCUUCCAUAUAGGAAAUUUCAGUGAAAAGCCACCAUACUGAGCAGCCUCACUGGAUUCUUUGAAAAUUUUCAAGUUGAUAAAACUCUUUGAGGACAAGGUACAUUGUACUCUAAGAAUAAACAGUUCAGCUUAACUGUUUCUUUGCUGCACAUUGGAAAAUAAGUUUGAAGCAAGUCAAACUAAAUGGGUAUAGUAGAAAUCAAUGUUGAAUUAAUGGAAGUGAAAAUGUGUAUAUUAAAAUGAUUUAUUUUUAUUUCACAAUGGUAUAAGUUUUUUUGGAAAUCCUUAUUUUCUUUUUUUUUUAUAAAUUCAGUAAAUUAUACCAAG
Molecule: messenger RNA, 995 nt
Organism: Manis pentadactyla (Chinese pangolin)
Lineage: Eukaryota; Metazoa; Chordata; Mammalia; Pholidota; Manidae
Gene: SMIM20
Product: small integral membrane protein 20
Exons: 3
Coding region: 103-306 (67 amino acids)
Biological process (GO): mitochondrial respiratory chain complex IV assembly
Cellular component (GO): mitochondrial inner membrane
Source: RefSeq, a predicted model, not a curated record